AUGACACAACUUCUGCGUCGAUUUUCUUCAAAUGCUGUUAAUGACAACAGUACCUCUUCUAAUUCUGGCGAUGGCCAUAUUUCAGCCUCGUUUCUCGAGGAUGUUAGCAAAAACUCGAGCGGAACUACAAGGUAUGAACAGCUUGAGAAACGACAGAGAUGA
This is a messenger RNA of Ambispora gerdemannii, 162 nucleotides long. NCBI's taxonomy places the organism in Eukaryota, Fungi, Glomeromycota, Glomeromycetes, Archaeosporales, Ambisporaceae. The record is from the annotation of a GenBank genome assembly.